UGUAUUGAGUGAAAUGUGAGCGCAAUAACAAUCAGUCACUCAUUGAUUGGUUUGUAUUUUAAUUGUUAACAAAACAAUCGAUGCUUUGAAAGAAAUUGAAUUGAUUUAGUGAUGAGUUGAGUGUGUAUUGACUCAAACCAUAGUAAGAAUAGUAUUGUGUAAUGAAUUCUCGGGAAACAGAGUUUAAAGUAGUAAUGGUACGCAACGAAGAGAGGAAUGUGUUGGAUCAGCUCUUGGAUACUCCAGAAGACGACGAUUUGGAUGUGGAGUUCACUCGAUCAGAGAAAAGGCUUAAAAGCAAAAGAACGUCAAGUGUUGUGAAAGCCGUCAAUUCGAAAGAAUGUCCAAAACUAAACUCUUCGAAGUCCAAAGUUUCCAAAAGUUCUAAAAAUGAGUUGCAAUCUAGACAUCAGAACCAAGACAUUAAAAGAGAUUCUGCCACAGAAGUAUCAAAAAAGUCAAUUAAAUCGGUUGCGAAUGAGUUGAUCAAAGAGAGUACAAGUCAUAAAAAGAUAUCUCCUAAGCCUAACAAUGAGCCGACCAGUGAAAUGGCGCCCAAGAAUAUUAAUAAUUGUGGUGAAGAGUACAGCUCUUCGCACGACUCUUCGUGUUCCUGUGAAGAUCACAGCAGUAUUGUAUCAAAUGGUAACCGAUCCUCACAUUCGUCUUCGCGUUCAAUAAGUCCUAAAAACAAGUCCGGAGGACAUCGAACCGCCCGAUCAUUGAGUCCAUCUAAUAGAGAGUCUAAGAAGAGAUGGCGGUCUGAAGCCGAUGACAGACGAAAGUCGAAACGAAGGCGUCGUUCGAGUCAUAGUCAGAGUGUUGGAAGACGUGAUCCAAACUCACUGUUGCGAUACUUCUUCAAAGACAGCUGUUUUUUCGUAAUGAAGAGUAAUAAUCACGAGAAUGUGGUUCUAUCGAAAGCGAAGGGCGUUUGGUCGACACCCCCUCAGAACGAAACCAAAUUGAAUCGCGCUUUCAAAGAGUUUCGUAAUGUUAUCCUUAUAUUCUCAGUCAAAGAGAGCGGCAAAUUUCAAGGUUUUGCGAGACUCGCGUCGGAAUCACGUCAUGAUUCGCAACCAAUCCAAUGGGUAUUACCCCAUGGAUUGAACGCUCGAGCCCUGGGAGGCGUCUUCUAUCUCGACUGGAUUUGUCGACGAGAACUUUCUUUUACGAAAACACUUCAUCUCUUUAAUCCAUUCAAUGACGGAAAACCUGUGAAGAUUGCACGCGACGGACAGGAAAUCGAUCCGCGAGUGGGCGAAGAAUUGUGUCGUUUAUUUCCAUCGGACGAAACCGUGGAAUUGAUUCCUAUGUUAAAGCGAAUGAAGAAACAGACGGCUCACAGACCGAGAAGUCAUCGAAUUCGCGGACCAUUUAUGGAUUUCAAUGAAAGGAAUAAACCAAACAUUAGCUCAAGAAUUGAUUUCCGCAAUAGAGAGCGACCAAAUCCGGUGCCCAAUCACUCGUUUCCUUCGCCUCAAAUCAAUUUUCAAAGAAAACGUAUGGGACAGCCAUUGCCUCCGAUCGGACCACUCGGGCCUCGAAGGGAUAUUAGAGAUGUAGUCCGUAACGAACGCCUAAUUCAGAGACCGCUUCCGCGCCGAGAAUUUAUGGUAAACGGAAAUAAUCCAAACUUUCAUCGAAAUCUCGCGCCUCCUAUGCCUCCAUUCUCUCAACGCCCAUUCAUUGAGCCGCCGUUCCAACAGAGACUGGAUUUGCCACCAAAACCACGACUAAUGGAUAGAAAUCACGAUCGAAAUGUGGAUGAGUUUAUUCGCCGCACUUAUAGACCGCCUCAAAGGGACCGACGCUAUCGUGAGGUUCGCUACUGAAUUGAAUUAUUGAUAAAAACCACGUAUUUAUAUCAAAAUCAAAGUUACUUUCAUUAAAAAUUGUAUUGAAUUUCAAUUGUUUAGAAAUUUCCGUUUCUC
Molecule: messenger RNA, 1934 nt
Organism: Medioppia subpectinata
Lineage: Eukaryota; Metazoa; Arthropoda; Arachnida; Sarcoptiformes; Oppiidae
Source: the annotation of a GenBank genome assembly